AUGGUUCAAUUUUACUCAGAAGAGCUCGGGUUGGAAAGAACAGAUCCUGACCUUUGGAGACUUCGUACCGAUGAGUUGGGUCGUGAAACAUGGGUCUAUCUUACUCCUGAACAGGCAAAAAAUGAUGAACAAUGCACUUUCACUCAAUGGCUACUGCAAAGUGAAAAAUUCCCAAAGCCAUCGCCCAAUAGACAUAGUGGUACGACUGACUUCAAAGCUGCUGAUGCCUGCGAAAACGGUGCAUCCUUCUUUAAGCUUUUACAGGAUCCCAGAUCUGGUAUUUUCCCCUGCCAGUACAAGGGACCCAUGUUUCUAACCAUCGGGUAUGUUGCUGUUCACUAUAUUAGCGGUACGACGAUCCCAGAACACGAAAGAAUCGAAAUUAUUAGAUACAUCGUUAAUACAGCUCACCCAGUCGAUGGCGGCUGGGGAUUGCACUCUGUGGACAAAUCUACAGCUUUUGGCACCGUUGUCAACUAUGUGAUAUUGAGGCUGCUAGGCCUUCCCAAGGACCAUCCGGUCUGUUUGAAAGCAAGAGCACUGCUCAUGAAACUUGGCGGAGCCAUUGGAGCCCCUCAUUGGGGAAAAAUAUGGCUAAGUGUCUUGAACUUGUACAAAUGGGAGGGAGUAAAUCCUGCCCCACCAGAAAUGUGGUUGCUACCAUACGCUUUACCUAUCCAUCCCGGUAGAUGGUGGGUACAUACAAGAGCCAUUUAUUUACCCGUCAGCUACUUAUCUCUAAUACGGUACUCUUGCCCUCUUAAUGACCUCUUGAGGGAACUAAGAAGUGAGAUAUAUGUCAAACCUUUUGAUUCCAUCAAUUUCUCCAGCAACAGGAACACUGUUUGUGGGAUUGACCUUUACUAUCCACAUACAACGGUUUUGAACAUGGCAAACAACGUUAUGGUGUUUUACGAGAAGCAUCUGAGGCCAAAUUGGCUCGGCAAGAAAGCCAAGGAUAGAGUCUAUGGCCUGAUAAAGAAGGAGAUUGCUAAUACCGAUUACUUAUGUAUUGCACCGGUGAAUCAGGCAUUCUGUGCUUUGGUGACAUACAUAGAGGAAGGUAAAGAGUCAUCGGCUUUCAAAAAGUUUGAAGAUAGGCUCAAGGAUGCCUUGUUCCAUGGUCCUCAAGGUAUGACAAUUAUGGGUACCAAUGGUGUGCAAACAUGGGACUGUGCAUUUGCAAUUCAAUACUUCUUCGUUGCAGGGUUAGCAGAGAAACCAGAGUACUACGAUACUAUAUGCGCUGCCUAUAAAUUCUUAUGUCGCACACAAUUUGAUACUGAAUGUGUUGAAGGAAGUUUCAGGGACAAGCGAGUAGGUGCUUGGCCAUUUUCUACCAAGGCGCAGGGAUAUACUGUCUCUGAUUGUACUGCUGAAGCUAUCAAGGCAAUAAUUAUGGUGCGUAACUCGCCAAAGUUUGCUUCUAUCCGAAACGAAAUAACAGAUGAAAGAUUAUGCAAGGGCAUCGAUGUUCUUUUGAGCUUACAAAACAUUACUUCUUUCGAGUAUGGGUCAUUCGCUACAUAUGAAAAGAUAAAGGCACCGUUGUCAAUGGAAAAAUUGAAUCCAGCCGAAGUUUUUGGAAACAUCAUGGUAGAGUUUCCAUACGUUGAGUGUACAGAUUCCUCAGUCCUGGGACUAACCUAUUUUCAUACAUUUUAUGAUUACCGAAAAGAGGAGAUUUCAAAGAGAAUCAAGCUCGCCAUCGACUACAUCAAAAGAGACCAGGAUGAAGAUGGCAGUUGGUAUGGUUGCUGGGGUGUAUGCUAUUCUUACGCUGGAAUGUUUGCAAUGGAAGCUUUACAUUCUGUUGGAGAGAACUAUUCCAACUCUGAAUAUGUGCGGAAGGGAUGCGAUUUCCUUGUAAGUAGGCAGAUCUCCGAUGGUGGAUGGGGCGAAUCAAUGAAAUCAAGUGAGUUACACAGUUACGUCAGCACUCGAGAAUCGCUUGUUGUUCAAACUGCGUGGGUUCUAAUCGCUCUCCUUUUGGGCAAAUACCCCAACAAGAGUGUUAUCGAUGCAGGUAUUAAACUAUUGAAGAAGAGACAACUGGAAACAGGAGAGUGGAAGUUUGAAGGGAUCGAGGGUGUCUUCAACCAUUCGUGUGCGAUUGAAUACCCAAGUUACCGCUUCUUAUUCCCAAUCAAAGCACUAGGAUUAUAUACUGCAACAUAUGGUGAUGACUCCAUAUAG
Molecule: messenger RNA, 2196 nt
Organism: Torulaspora delbrueckii
Lineage: Eukaryota; Fungi; Ascomycota; Saccharomycetes; Saccharomycetales; Saccharomycetaceae
Gene: ERG7
Product: lanosterol synthase ERG7
Exons: 1
Coding region: 1-2196 (731 amino acids)
Biological process (GO): ergosterol biosynthetic process; triterpenoid biosynthetic process
Cellular component (GO): lipid droplet
Molecular function (GO): lanosterol synthase activity
Source: RefSeq, a predicted model, not a curated record